Messenger RNA from Pezoporus flaviventris, 5452 nucleotides. It is a transcript of the gene SACK1B, whose product is annotated as family with sequence similarity 83 member B. The transcript has 5 exons. Gene Ontology annotation, cellular component: membrane; cytoplasm. Gene Ontology annotation, biological process: epidermal growth factor receptor signaling pathway. Bases 361 to 3453 code for a protein of 1030 amino acids. Lineage: Eukaryota; Metazoa; Chordata; Aves; Psittaciformes; Psittacidae. The record is from RefSeq and is a predicted model, not a curated record.
GGGUGGAAUGGGGCGGGGGGCCGCGCCGCGGCGCUGGGAAGGCGCUGCCCUUCGCUCCGCGCGAGGGCCGGGCUUCCCCAGUUCAGACAAGCCCUUGCCCCGCUCCAGCGGCGGCGGGUUUGGUGCGACACCGUCCUGACAUGUUGUAACUGGUUUCCACACCCACCGCGCCUGAGAGCGACGGGAAGUACCUGCGAUGAGCCCAGCGCCGCCUUGACUCGCCGCCGCCGCGAUCGCAGCAGCCGGGUCGAACCGCCCCGCCGCUCCGGAGGCGAGACCCCACAGCGGGGCACCGGCGCGAUAAAUUUCAUCAGCUCAUGAACGGAUGUUUAAAAGACUUCAUACAAAAUAUAUGUGAAAAUGGAAACUUCAUCUUUGCUAUCGUCCUUACAUGAUGAAUGCAGAUCAGACAACUAUAUUGAACCUCAUUACAAGGAAUGGUACCGAGUAGCUAUUGAUGCUCUGAUUGAAGGAGGUUUGGAAGCCUACAAAGAAUUUCUUUCCAAAGAGAGAUGCUCAGAGUUCCUAGCAGAUGAGGAAAUUGAUUAUAUUUUGAAUAAUGUUCACAAACUUCCCCAAAACACAGUUUAUUCCUCUAACCACGCUAUUGAUGACACCUCUUCCUCGGGAACCUACUGGCCCAUUGAAUCAGAUGUGGAAGCUCCAAAUCUUGACUUAGGUUGGCCCUACCUAAUGCCUGGAAUUUCUGGUGGCACAAAUAUUGAUCUGCUUUUCCAUCCACCACGAGCGCAGCCUUACACCAUAAAGGAAACUAUUCGGAAGAUGAUAAGAGAUGCAAGAAAGGUCAUUGCCAUUGUUAUGGACAUGUUUACAGAUGUGGAUAUUUUUAGAGAAAUUGUGGAGGCAUCUGCUAGAGGGAUUGCAGUGUAUCUCCUGCUUGAUGAGUCAAACUUCAGUCACUUUCUGAAAAUGACGGAGAAACAAGGCUGUCAAGUUCAGAGGCUCAGGAACAUGAGGGUGCGGACAGUGAAAGGACAAGACUACUAUUCUAAAACAGGAGCAAAAUUCCAUGGAAAAAUGGAACAAAAAUUUAUUCUUGUUGACUGUAAGAAAGUCAUAUAUGGUUCUUACAGCUUUAUGUGGUCAUUUGAAAAAACCAACCUCAGUAUGGUUCAGGUUAUCACAGGACAGCUGGUUGAAUCCUUUGAUGAAGAGUUCAGAACACUAUACGCUCGUUCUUCUGUUCCUAGUUCAUUUGCCCCAGAAUUAGUGCGGGUAAACAGUCGCAGGACACUUUGGGAUAGUGAUACAUACCAACACUCAGUGUCUUCCUUGGCUUCAGUUUCUAGCCAAAGAAACCUUUUUGGUAGGCAAGACAAAGUUCACAAGAUAGAUCCUGUUUGUUGGAAAACUCGUGGAAGAUAUGCAGUAAAUGAAAUAGAUAAAUAUGGUUUGAGAAAUCAGUCCUAUAAUAAACAGCCAUUCCAUCCAGGUUUCAAUAUGCAAAAUCCAAUCCAGCAGUAUCAACCUAGUGAAAAAAAUGAGCACUGGAAGAGACACAGUUAUGCUGGGGAGAAACCAGAAAGAACACCUUACCUAUUGCUCAACAGAGCUAUUAAUAGAGCCAACAAUCCAUCAAAUACUUGGAAAAUGGCAUCUGAUAGCCUUAGUAUUGUUUCUUCAUUACGAGGAGGGUAUGCAAAUAACUACAAUACACCCCAGCAAAGUUUUGCUGAUCAGUUUUCACGACCAAAGGUAAAUCUUGCAGAAAGAAACUCAAUUGUACGGAGGUCUUUUAAUGGGACAGAUAACCAUAUACGCCAUCUGCAGCAAAGGAUGCCAACCCUCGAACACACAACAAAAUCAUUCCUACGUAACUGGCGAAUUAAGUCAUAUUUGAAUGAUCAGUCAGAUUAUCCAGUAGAGUCUAAUGGGUCAGCCUUGGGUGACAGAUAUGAUAGCUAUGACACACCUGAAAAUAUUAAAGCUCAUGCACUGUAUUCUCAUUCUCGUUUACGAUCAUCAUUGGUAUUUCAGCCAACUUUACCUGAACAGCAGGAAGUAAGCAGCUGUGCAAGUUCUUCAAAUUCAACUAUAAUUGGGUCAGAGGGAAGUGCAACACCUAAAGGGACAUCUAAUCAUGCUCCAAGUGUGGAAAAUGGGACAGAUAAUAUUUCAGAAGAGCCUAGCACAAACAUUCCACCUAAAUCAGAUACAUCAAUACCCCCCAGAAUUCAUAUUGCAGACUACACAAAACCUAGUGUAAAUUCAAAUGCAGCAGGUGACUCAUCUGUCUACUUGUACACUACACUGUGUGCAGACAAACAUGCUGAAAACUUGAAGAACCUUCAAAAUGAAAAUAUGCUGAAACGGAGAAGUUUUCCCAUGUUUAAUUCAAAGUCCAUUUUAGACCCUGGUGCCAACAAACAUGCAUCCAAUUAUGUUUACAGCACAUUAACUAGGCAUAGACUUAAGCAGCCAGUUAGUCCAAAACUUCCAGAAGACAUGCUGAAGAGCGCUAAAAGUUUGCACAGUAUGACAAACCACUUGCCACAGGAGGAAAAAAACCUCAAAGAAGAGCUAAAGAGCCCAACUGCUAGCAAGGCAGUCUCUAUGGCUGCUCUCACUGAUCCUAGCAAGGAGGAGUCUAGUAAGGACUGCACAUCAAAGAAAGAAAGUAAGAGUUCCCCAAGUUUUCUAAAGAAAGGAUCCCAGAAACUGCGGUCACUUCUUAAUCUCACACCAGACAAGAAGGAAAACUUGUCAAAAAACAAAGGUCCUGCAUUUUAUAGAAUGUGUAGUAGUUCUGAUACAUUGGUUUCUGAAGAAGAGAAUCAAAAACCAAAGAUGUCUGAGAAUAAGACAGAUUCUUCCCCAAGGAGAAAGAGAAACACAUCAUCAAAUUCUCAAGGUAGCUUGAACAGAAGUAAAGAAGAUGUUACCGGGAGCCCAACAAAGUCUCCAAAGUCUCCAAAGUCACCAAAACCUCAAAAAACUCCAUCUGAUGAAAGCAAUAAAAAGUGUCCUCUCUUGUGCCCCCUUGAAAGUAAGUUCAUAGAAACUGCAGGAGAUCCAUCUACCCCAAGAUUUAAUACAGAACAGAUUCAGUAUCAAGAUGUAAAAGAAACCACCACAAAUACUACUCCUGAAAGUGCUCCUGUCUCUGCUCUUCAAAGAGCAAGUUCAGUGACACCGCAGCUGGCAAGCUCAAAAUGCCAAGAGGAGCUAAGAUCUCGUUUGAGUGAAAGGCGUGUUUAUAGUCGCUUUGAGCCAUUCUGUAAGUUGGAAAAUUCUAGCCAACCUGCAGGAAAUGUACCCAACAGUAGUUUACAUCUCUCAGAUAUCAAAAGCAAGACCUUAGGGAAUAAUUACGGCAGGAGCAAUCACAUGGUCAGCUACAACUCAACCGCUUACCAUCCAUUGCAGCCUAAUGAAAAUAAGCUGAGAGGAUUUAUGCAAAAGUUUGGGAAUUUCCUACACAAAAACAAGUAAAACUUUUGUUGAUUAUGUUGAAGUACAGCAAGAGUAGCAAAGCUGUGUAUAAUCUUAACUGGACAAGACUGGUGGGCAACUUUUGUAGAGCUUACUUGGGUUUCUUCUUGGGUCUAGGACAUUGGAAUGAAUGUACAUAUUUUCACAUAAUUAUCCUAGAAUUGUUAUACUUAAAUCUUUACAGGAAUUCUGAGUCCGGAAGAUGUCUCAAGGGAGUUGUUUAUAGUGUUUAUAUUGUAAGAUUAAUUUUAUACAUUUUCCUUGUGGAGAAAGUAUGUACUAGAGUAUUGUAAGAUCAAAUGUGGGGGAAAAAAAGAUGGAGGAUAUUUUUAAACUUCCAGUAACACUGUUUCCAAAGAUUUGCCCUUUAAAAUUAGAAUAGCACUAGGAAUAGUGGCUUGCAUUUUUUCAGCAUUUAUGUAGACUUUCAAGUGAUAGUCAAAUGUUAAUGCAUUGUAUGUUACUUAUCUUUCAUUUUUUAAAACCUCUUUUAGGCUUAAUCUUGUUAAAAAUGUACCCCUUAACAUCUAUUGAAUUGUUUGGGCAGCAGAUGGACCUGUCUUAUUUUAUUGAGUUUUGCAAUGUAAUAUGAUAUUUUUCUGAACUAUUUGGCACACAGAUCUGAAAGUGACCUUAAUCUGAGCUUUCACAGACUUGUUUACAUGGUUAAACUACUGUGAAUGUAGAAUGAACAUUAAAAAAAAACUAUUUAUAAAUAAGGUGCCUUGAAUGUAACUUAGUUUAAAUUUCAAUGGGUUAAUUACAUUUUUAUAACAUGCCAGUAUUCUGUAAUGUAUUCUAAAAAUAGCUUUUUGUUUCAUAUGUCUAUUUGGUGUUUCAAAAAAAACGUCUGUGGACUUCUAUUUCUCAGGUAAGUUUUUGAGUUUCACAUGCAACAAUCUCUUUUACAAGUUGCCAGAUAAAAAUGCAACUUUGGCUUUAAUAACCAAUUUUUUUUUAAUAAGGUUGCGAGUACUUAGACUAGGCAUAUGAGGGAGAUUGCAAGCUUAAUUCUACAAUGCUGCCUUAUGUCAGGAUGAAUAUUACAAGGCCAGGAGCAUCUAAAAAUGAGUUUAGGAAAAGUCACCAUGUCAAACAAUAAAGCACCUCUCCUAAGCCAAAGUAGUAAAGGGUCAUAGCAGUAGCAACUGUUAACCUCAGUGGAGGUAUUUAGCACCCAGCUGCAGUCUAAAAGACACAUUUUCAUUCAUCUGAGUCUCUUAGUCAUGAAAUAUGAUAUUGAGUGACUAUGCCAGGUUAGUGUUUCCAGGAAACACCAGCAGGGUGAUGUGUUUGGGCAGCAGCAUGGCAUCCACUUCUCAUCUGCAGUGUGCAGCUAGAAUAUCCAGCUGGAUCUCACCCUCCUGACUGUGGAGUUUGCCUCUUAGAAGAAUGCCAUAAUGAUUUAGCUGCAAGAUGUUCUGUGACAGUUUUGUUCCAAAUUCAGAGAUUUUGGAAAAUUCAUUGUUGAAAGCUUAUAAUUCUUAUACAGGGUCUUUGUGUUGAAGGCUCCUGUUUUAGGAGACCACUUCACCCUUAUAUCUGAAAGGUCCUCCACUAUGGAGAAGUCGCGCUAGUAAGGUCUUGGCUUUAUCCUUUAGAAACAAAACUGCAUUUCAUGCACCAGCUAGCUUGAGUUCAUUUGUCUCUUCUACCUGUGGCCCUGGGAAGAGGUUUUAUAUGGAAAUUCCACUGAGAAUCUGUUCUGGCUCCUGGGAACUUGCCUUAGUUAACUGUCAGUGAUUUCAGUGAAGCGGUGCCAGCUUUUUAGUCAAACUGUUUCUCAGGGAACCUUAUUAGGCUGAUGUAUCAUAGCAGUAACUGUUUCACCGUGGGGAUGAUUUUUAUUUAUGAGAGUGACAGUCUUGCAUCUCGAUCUUCUGCUGAGAGUUUAUGUCUCUGCUUUACCUGUGACCACAGAAGAGAUGUUACGAAUUUCUUGAGGAACGCUGAUGACUUUGUUCACUCCUUGCUGAAAUGCCAUAGUUGUCAUUUUUCC